Molecule: messenger RNA, 11292 nt
Organism: Xyrichtys novacula (pearly razorfish)
Lineage: Eukaryota; Metazoa; Chordata; Actinopteri; Labriformes; Labridae
Source: the annotation of a GenBank genome assembly
AUUUCCGAUUCAAACAGUGGCGCGCGGUAUGUUUUCCUCAGUGAAUAACCGACUUUAGUUUUCCUAACAAACGAGUCGCACAUUUUAAUGGAAAUAAACUCCCUAAAGGUUAUGUUUGGAGAAAAAGACAUAUUGGAGCGGUUGUGUGAUACUAAGUUGUUCAUCGGGAGACCGAGGACGUUGACGGUAAGACGUUGUAUUACAAACACUGGGUUAGGUAAUGAUGCCAACGUCUUAAGUUACCGUAGGCUGAAUAUUAGUCAGUGUUAACCCGAGUACUCAUUUUCUAUUAAUGUACGAUAACACAACUAAAGACAACGUACCCAGUUAAGCCCUUUUUAGUGAUACACACCCUGUGACAAUGUUGUGAUAGCAUCUCUUGUUUGAACAGUAAUUGUCCUGCCCUCCUCCGGUGGCUGCUGUCAUCAUGUCCCAGACCAACACGUCUCUGCUGGACCAGGUGGUGCAGUGGAGUCAGGAAACCUGCCGCCAGAGACUCAAGUCUGUCCUACCAGAGCUCACAAUAUCCUCUUUCCCGUAAAUCAAACAGUCUAUGACUAUUACCGCUCAUAGCUCUUAAGCUGAGCCGUAAACAAUUAAACAAGCCAAAAAUACUUGCGCUUAGUUAGAGGAAGGUAAUAUGCAAUACACUCAGUAUGAAUCUCUGUUGACCAUUUUUUGAUUAGUGUUAAGUUUUGUUAAAUGUUUAAUAACUUUCAAGAACAACAUAUGUAGGGGAGAGUGGGGUAAGUUGAGCCCCCCCCCAGUUGCUUGGAAAUGGUAAAAGAAAUUGAUCAUGUGACCAAAUAUUUAGGAGAUGGGCAUCAAUUCAUGGAGUCUGUGAAGGUUAGAAGCGCAUGGGUGAAGGGGUUAGACAUUUAUUUACAAAAAAAAAAAAACAUUUUUCACUCUUGAAAGUGAAUUCAGUCUGUCUUAAGUUUUAUUAGAAUUGUGUUCAGACCAAAAAAGAUAAUUUUAAGUUUGUUUUAUACAUCAAUUGUGGUAUCUAUGAGCUACAUCAGCUCAAAAACCUAACAUAAAAGUCCACCAUUUUAGCUUAGAGGACUAAUAAAGUCAUCAUAGUAGUUCAGGGGUAAGUUGAGCCAUAAAUGAGUCUGAUGAGAGGAUCAGAGUUUCAGUUCAGAUUGUUAAAAUGUUUUACUUUUUCUUUCCAAAAAUACAGCUGUGAAUGUUCUGAACCACUUAAAGGCAUUCUCGUGUUAAAAUGACUUUUUACAAAACAGCUUUUUAGCAGUUAUAUGCAAUAAUAAUAAAAUAAUUAUUGUACCAGUUGAAUAGCAUAUAAUAGAUAAAAAUACACAUGAAUGUGAAGAAGUGACUGCUAUUUAGGGAGAGAGAAGGUGAGGGAGGGCUGGGGUGGAUAGUGGGGGUGUAGUAGGAACAUGGCUCAACUGACCCCGCUCCUAUGGUCAACUUACCCCAUACACGAGGUAAGUUGACCAUAGGAGAUCACUUUUUUUUGGUGUGCUAUAUUAUCAAGACAGUUAUGUUUACACUCAUUCUGUUGGUUUGCAGGGAUACACAACAUCUUGAAAUAUAUGCAGAUACACUAGUUAGAGACAAAACUAUGAUUGCCUUGAUGUAGUGAUCCGAAAUAUGAAAAAUGGCUCAUCUUACCCCACUCUCCCUUUUUCAGUGGAAAUAUAUUUGCCCUAAUGUCUGUCUGGAUUUUCCUUGACUCUUUAAACGCUUUGCAUCAUAAGUCAGAGAGUUGGGAUGAUCAUAUACGUAAGUUUCUUCAUUGUAUUGUUUAUUCCCAAUCUGCUUUCUGUUAUGCCUCAUUCUUUCUGUGACUAAUGUACAAGCUGUCCUAAAAACCAAACAUGUCUGCAGGUAUACUGAGGAUAAUUACGGACAUGUUCCUCCCCCAUAUUCAUUUGUCAGAGCUGGAGGAUGAGUGCUUCUCCAAGAUUUUGCCAAAGGUAAACAAAAGGAUGAGUGUGUUUUGGACCUAUAUGAAUACCAUCAGGGGCAUUCGUUGUUUCACACCAUUUGGCCACAAGUUUGUGUACUUAUCUGUCACAAAUGUUUGCAGGCUGUGACAAUGUUUGACAGCAUGAUGAAAGAAAUCAUGGACCAGGUUGGAGAGCUGUCUAGUCAGAACACUGAGCUGUGUGCCUUACUAAGGAGUAUUCUGCAGGUACACAGGCUGUUUAUUUAAUACUGCCACCAUUUCUACCUGAGAAGUUGAUGGCAUUUAUGAUAUGUGGUAUACUUUCUAAAAGCUUUCUGUUUCUAUUUCAGGCAAUGGUGCAGAUAAUUGAUGCACUUUCCUCUUGUGUGCGUCACAUUGGCACAUUUGAGGAAACUCCUGACCUGGAUUUUAUCCGCUCAUUACCAACUUGCAUCCUGAAAGUUCUGAAGGAAACCUUUCAUCACUGCAAGGUUGGUGUGUAUAAUUCUCCACGUGGUGGUAAUGAUUACAUUGUACUCCUUGAAUAGGUCACAAAUGAUCCAUUUUUCACGACUGAAACGGGGUGAUUAUGCCGUGCAGUAAUAACUGCCAGUGACAUACAGUAUAUGACAUUCACUAUCAGAUUAACUAUACAUAGAAUUCUGAUCAAACCCUAAGUAGUCUAACAUUACUUUAUUCAUAGGCUUUAUGCUUUAAUUCCUUUUAUUUAAACAAAAUAUUGGGAAAUGUAUUACCAGUUCAUGUGAUGUUUUCAGAAGAGACUGUAAUUUGGCAUAUAAAUACAUCCAAAUUUUGGUGACAUCAAAAAUACAAACUGCAGGAGAACUUAAUUUAAUUACCCUUAAUGAGUCUUACUUUUCCAGUAGUCUCUUUUUUUUACCAGAAGUAUACUGAAAUCUGGGAUGCCAACAACUCAAUGAAACCCACUGAAAUUAAACCCACUCUUAUAAGUAUCAUCAGCAGUAUCAGCAGGGAAGAGGGCAGAAAUACCGAACCUCUAUAAAACUAACAGAUUUUCAAAGUAAAAUCAUGCAUUUAUAUUUUUCCUUUUAAGCAUUAUUAUUUGAUUAUGCCAAUAAUUGGAAGAUAAGGUGAAAGUUAAAAAUUAUUUCAAGGUUGUAAAUAAAACAUUAAGCUGAAUCAAUGCAUGCUCUCCACCUUUCAUCAGGAGAGUGAGGUGGUUUACUGUGGCCGCCUGUCGCUAGUGGCUGAUCUGCUGCAGGGACUCUUUAAAGAGGCGUAUUCCCUUCAGAAGGGUCUAUUGGAGCUACUUGACAGGACCCAUCUGGACAGCAAUGCGUCAGAGGAAGAGGUCUCUUAUAUGGUAACAGGUAUGUGGAAACUCAGAAAUAGCAGCGGUGGACCAAUAGUAAUUGGUCCACUGCCACAUUCUCUUAGAUAAAGCACUUCCGCUGUUUCCCUUAUACAGCCUCUAAAUCAUUUUUGAUUCAGUGUAAUUUCAUCCUGACUAGUGAUUCACAGCCUGCUGGACAUCUGCUCGAUUAUCUCAGACCUGGACAUAGCACUGCACGCAAACACAUGGAAAUUCCUUAUCAAGUAAGAAAGGCGCAUCCAUGUCGGGACUGUUGUAAUAUUGUAUUAGAUAUAAAAGUUGCAAAUGUUACAUGUGCUGCAUAAAAUGAAUGAGUCUGAAAAAUUUAAAGGCAAAUAUGACUUUCUUUGAAUUGCCAUUAAUCACUUAGACAGAGUCUGAAGUACCAGUCAUUGGUUGAGGAACAUCUCCAUCACAAAGAAAUCAGCAACAGCCUGUGUGACAACCUGUUAGCAUCCUUCAACAGCUGCUUGGAACUGGCUGAGCAGAUGAAACAUGCUGGUCUUCAGGUAGGAAAGAUCUACCUUUGAAAAAGGUAAAACAUAAUAAGAUAAUAAUGGACAGCUUUAGCAGCUUCUUAUUGUCUGUCAGAUGUUGGCUCAUUGAAUUAAGUUUGUAUUACAGCUCCCAAGAUAUCCUCCAGUGUAUCUACUUUGCAUUUUUUUAAAUCAGAAAAUCUGUGCAAGCUCAUUAAAGAAUGACUAUAAAGUCAAGUACAAUGAGGUGUAUCUUUGUCCUUUCUGUUUUGAUACCAACAAGAUCAUCAUCAGUGUGCUACUCAGUAUUACUAUGUUGUGUGUACAGAAUGAAUGGUGGAUACUGUGCUACUUUUAUGUUUUAAUCCUCUUUGUCCUUUUUAAAGGAGGCAACACAAAGUCCAGAGUACAAGCUGUUCCAGAAAACUGCAAAGAUGUGUCGAUUUUUUGCCAACACUUUGGUUCAUUACCUCAAGGUACAGAAACUUGAACUUUUUCUGAUUCUUACUCCCUUUUGUUGCUCCUAAGUGGCUGGAUGUUUUGUUUAUUUCUUUCAAAUACAAAAAUGCUUAACAUUCAUUUCUUAUCCCCUAUUCAGGAAUUCAAAUAUUUUCUGACCAAGUUUUGCAGCUGUUUUCACAGACUCUACCUCCAGAUCAUUUGGUAAGCAUGUUUGGUUGAGGUUACCGUGACAUUUUAAAGGAUAUCAAGUUAUUUUUUUUAUGAAAAUAAAGCACCAAUUCAGAUUUCCUCCGAUUGUCUUUCAGUAAGUUCCCUCCCAGCUUGUGUGCUCCAACGCUACCCUUGGCUCAGUCAGAAGAGUUGAAAGCUGCAGCUCUUAUUCCCAUGGAUGCCCUACUUCUCCAGCUGCUGCCACUAAGGCCUUUUGCAGAGGUCAUCCUCCAGAAGGACCUGUGUGAGUUUAAAGCUUUGGCAUCAUUGUAUGGAUGAUAAGCUGCACACCAAUUCAUCCUCCUUUUUACACAGUGAAGUUUUCAGUGUGAAUAAACAGCAAUAAACAAGCCCCAUUUUAGCAUUUCCUCUGUCCUUUUACCUCUUACACGUCACACAGAGGUGACACAUCUCUGAUGAUUUGUUUUUGAUGAAGUGGCGACAUGUUGAUUCUCUAACAUAGUUUUAGCAGCUGCUUUAAACAUGAAAUAUGAAACUACCACAUUUCUGUAAUGAUUCAUAUCUCGGUGCCUGCAGGUUUAAGUCCCGAACAUGAGCUUCCUCACUGUCUUCUGCUGGUGAACGUCCUGGGCCAGCUCAGCUCCCAACCAGAGGAGGUGCUGAAGCUUUGGUACACUGGCAGCCAGUUCUCAGAAGAGACCCUGCGGUAAUAAUAAUAAUUGUUUAAAUCCAGAUUUUUUAAAUUAUUUUUUUCUUGUUUUUAAAGGUGUUGAGAUAGUUCUAGCUCCAGCAUUCUCAGCUACAAAUGGGGAAAAAGUAAUAAUAAAAAAGAAAUGAAAUCAUGUAACGCCAGAGGAGAAAAAGAACAGAAGUGAAAUAAGAAGAGGUGCAAGAGGACCAAAAUAACAGAAAAAUAAAUCCAACUUUGAACAAGUCCAUCAAGUUCUGGGGAUUGGCUUAUGUGUUUCUUUGUGUCAUAUAAGAUAAAUACUUGGGUUAGGAGCGAAGCUGUGAAAACACGCUUUUUAAAAUGUUAAACUCAUAAGAAAAAUUGGCGGCCCCUCAUAUUUUCUCAAACAUCUCUCCUGUAGCAGCAUGUAAAGUUCUUUUGAUGAUUUUGUCUGUCUCCAGGCUUCCUCUCUACCAGGCGUUGUUUACUAGUUUCCGGCGGUGCAACACAGAGCGUCAGGUUCCAGUGCUGCUUCCAGGUGUGAUGAUGAAGGGUCAGGCCCAGGUCAACGUCUCUCUGCACCAACAUAUCUGUGUGCAGCUCUGUGCCAAUGUGGCUGCACUUCCUCCAGCAUACUUCCCUGUGCUGGUGAGUUGCACAUAUACAUACAUAGAUACAGUAUAGUCAGUGUGUCAUAAACAGCAUUAAUAGAGAGCAUUUAUAAUGAGGGUCAGUCCUGGUAAUCUUCUGUUUUAGUUAUAAAGACUCAUGACGACUUCUCUAUCUUAUGGACACAAAAAUCAAGCCUAUAAGUAAUUUAAAUAAUGAAGAAUAAGAAUCGAAUAAUAGCUGGUCAGAAGUUGAGAAAGCUCAACUAAGACCGAAACUGAAAAGUCUGGUGGCUGUGGGUUCAAAACAUCUUCAGUCUUUGGUUUGGCUUUUGUAUUGGCUGAUUUUGUGUAUUUUGGAUAUCAGAUUCCAGCCAUAGCUGUUUUUUGAUGCAGGAUUUCCCUCUAUUCAGAGCAAGUUAUUCUUUCACUUUCAUUGCAAUUGUUUCUGUUGGAUUUUCUGUAGUUUUUUUUUUUAUAUCAGACUUCAGUGCAACUCCCUCCUCCUGCCUCCUGUCUGUCUGACUUCCCCUCUCCCUAAUCUGCCUUUUCUCAGGAGUGCUGUUUUGUUGACGCUUUACUUCAGGCUGAUACCCAGACAGCCCUACUGGCGACCGAUGUGUGGUGCUUCACUGCACGGUGAGGGUGUGCUCACGUGAAUCACGUGCAUAGAAAAGGGUACACAGUGACAAAGGAAUUUCCUCUGUACUUAGCUAGAUUAUUUUACCAACUUACUCCACCCUUGAACUUGUGGCUCCUCAGACACCAAAGUCAAGUUUAAACCUUUUACUUGAAUUUUUUUCUGCACUUUUCAACGGAGCUCUUCUUUUGUUCUUGCAGCUAUGGGACAGCAGAACUUUGCCUUCAUCACGUUGUCCUCAUUGCACAGCUGGUGGGUAUAGAUCAAGAAAAUGUAAGAGAUUUUUUUUGUGUGUUCAUGGUUCAGAAAGAAAGAAGGAAAAAAGUCACUGAGGUCUUCUCUUCAUGUACUUUGUGGACCUGGUUUUACAAACUUCCCCUUUUGCUUUGACAUCUGAGCUGUCGGCACUUUGAUAGACUCCUGAAGGUCGUGGAUGUUUCUCCAUGUCUGUGACCUCUUCCCAAGAGCUCUCCCUAAAAUAGCUCUUAAUCCCCUUAAUCUCUCUCUGUAGGGUUGUGAAGAAGUAUGGGGUCCUGCCUGUGUACUGUGGCACCCCAGCAGAGGUGACAAUUAGUGUUGUUGGACCUUUGAGUCACCUUUUCAUAACCUGUAUUGUAGUUAUGUCACCAGAUUGAUCCAGAUCCACUCGACUUUCUACACAGUACCCACCAUCAGUUCUCCACCUAUGAUGUCCUGGAGCUUUAACUCCUCCUGAACCUUCACUCUGGCACUCACAUGGUCCCUCACCUUGUAUCUGUUUCUCCCUCUGCUCCUUCAGGUGAAAGCUUGCACAGCUGAGUGUUACCAGUCAUUCCACCUGGGCCUGCUGCUCAAACGCAUGGUUUUCCUCAUGACACCAAUUCACCAGGUUAGAAAGACUGGAGCUGAAACUUAAAGGGAUAUUCUGGCGUAAAACUAGAGUCAAACACACUGCAACACCGAGUUAGACGCCCCCUUGAGAGAUGAAUGUUGCCAACCGCUUGCUUCUCUAGUUAUACCAACUUUAGUAACGACCGCACGAUAGCAAUAGACAGUCUGAGGAGCCAUAAACAAACCUUAACCAAAACGCCACUCUAUAGCCACAAAUAAUGCUCAGAACAGCACCUAACCUCAUCAACGGUACAAUGUACUGGACAUGGCUUUUUAUGAAGUUAGGUGCUGUUCUGAGCAUUAAUUGUGGCUAUAGAGUGGCGUUUUGGUUGAGGUUUGUUUAUGGCUCCUUAGACCGCUGUGUACUGCUAUUGUGCGGUCGUUACUAAAGUUGGUAUAACUAGAGAAGCAAGCGGUCGGCAACAUUCAUCUCUCAAGGGGGCGUCUAACUCGGUGUCACAGUGUGUUUGACCCUAACUUAAUUUUACGCCGGAAUAUCCCUUUAAAACAUCAUUUAUCACUGAAAUUUGUUUCAAGUGUUCCAAAAGUUUCCACCCCCACAUCAAACAGACUACAUUACCCUGAUGUUUGUUUUACAACGUAAGAUCUAGGGGAAAAAAAGUUGAGAUUUUUCGAAAUAAGUUGUUGUGUUGUUAUGAUCAAAGUGACACCAAAAACAUACCUUUUGUUUUCUGAUAACAAUUAUGAGUUUCUUAUGUUGAUGUGUAAUAAAAAUAUAUUUUAGGGUGAAGUUUUUUGACACCAGUGUAAAGUGUUUGUGUUGUUUCUAGAUGGAGCUGGUGACACGUUUUCCACCAUCAGAGGUCGAAAACCUCCCGCUGUGGCGGCGCGUCCUCCCCAGAGCUCUGUCAAAUGAUGCUCGCCACAGUGUAGAGACGGACAUCAUCGGCCUUACUCAAAAAGCUGUGAACGACUGGCAGAGUGGAGGCUACAAAUUGGGACAAGUUAACAAAGUGGUGAGGACAACUUCAUUCAUUAAUCAUUAAAAAGCUACAACCAGCUCACUGACUCAGUGAACACAUGCAUGUUGGUGCUUUUGUCCGUAUAACUGUGGAGAGCCAUCUUUGUGUCACCCGCAGCCACAGGAUCGAGUCUGUUUUGCUCGACUGUGUCCUGAAUGCUUAGAGAGAAAAAAGGGGCAGUGCAAACAUCAAAGAAAAAGCAUCUGCGUAGUUUGUGGCCCUGUGAACGCAUCCAGUUGAUAAAUGUCACAACAAGUGAUAUGAAAAGUAGAUAACCUUGUUCCCAGGGUUAGAUUUAAAUGGCACGGAUAAGUUUGUUGUUACAAGUGCUCACUCUCUCUCCCUUGCUGUGUUUUUUGAGCCAAAUCUUUUAUCAACAGUACUGAGGGUGAGGCCGGUUUCUCCUGGGCUUGACCUUACUUUGAGGGUUCUUCAGGGGUUUGAAGUGUUGACAGCAAAACCCUUGUUUCUCCAGCUUCUGACAAUGAUGGAUGUGAUUUGCGUGUACAAAAGUCACAUUUUAUUUAUUUUACAACUGGUUUAAGAAAAUAGAUUUAAAAAAUGUUUAUGAUUAAGAAAUGAGUCAUCAGAGUGAGUGUGUUUUAUUGUACUGUUUUUAAAAUUUAGUUUAGUCUUUGAAUGCGACACAUUUUAGGAAGUCCUUUUUUUAUGGAAUGAUCCCUCUUCUUAGUCAACAUCAUUAGUCUUUGCAAACAACUAUUCUCUGUCAGAGUGUUUGCAUCUCUUGAUCUGUCUUCUAUCACACCCAAAUGUGCCCGAUUGAUUAAAAACAGGGAAAGAAAUUACAAUGUAAGGAAGCAGGACGAGAAAAACAUUUACAAACACACCAAGCUGUUGUUUUAAAAACAAGUCUCUCGUAUGCCCAGAACAUGGCACUCGCGUCCCUCUCGGCGGUGGUUGGAGGGCAGUCAUCUCCUGGAGAGCAGUGUGUUUUGUCCACGCUACAGAUAAUCACUCAGCUCUGGUCACGAAUGAGUCCAGAACAGGUGAGAUCUAAAUACACACUCACACAUGCUUACAAAGAAGGAUAAUCAGAUGUAUUAAACACACAAGACUUUAACCCUUUCAGGUGAAGACCCACCCUGUGCUCCAGUGUACUCUACGCCUACUCCUUUCAUUAUCGGCUGCUUUAGUGAAAAACCUCGAACAUCAAGUCAUCCUCCAGGUACACUGUUGUAUGCAGAUCAGUCAGAUUGAGACAUGAGAAGACUGUAUUUGACAUCUAUGUGUGUGUGUGUUUUCCAGGCUCUGUCAUGUGUAGAGAUGGUGGUGUCUCAGAAGUGUGCAGAUCAGCUGCAGUUGGCUGCUCUGGAGUUUCUCUCCUCCCUGGGAAAGGUCUUUUUUCCUCCUGACAGUCAGGUAAACUGUCAUAUAUGAGAAUCUUCUCUUUUAUCUAACUGAUGGUCGCCCGUGGAGAAUUUUUCUACAUCUGUUAUCUUUGAAGCCCCACAAAAACAAUCGAAAAAAAAGCAAUAAAAAAAUAAUCACAGAUGCUUCCUUUGUUUUCAAAAACUAAAUUACUGUAGAUUUUUACACCUCAUAUAGUUGAUACCAAUUUUUUCCCCCCUGGUUUUCCCUGGAGGUGGAAUGUGUUUGGACUGGGAAUUGUCGUCUUGUUUAUGGAAAAUAUAAUUAAUAUCAUUUGCAGGGCAGAUAAGAGAAAUAUGAAACGGAAAAAAGGAACAACAGGGACACUGAGGACGACACAUUUGUUCUGUGUUGACGUUUUAUCACUCUGACCUACUGUUGUCUCCACAGAAUCAAAUUCUGCCAAGGCUGAGUGGCCUGUUUGGAGUCCUGUUGUCCGACAAAUCCUGGCUGCUACAUCAGCACGCCCUGGAGGCCUUUUCUCACUUUGCAGAGGUACUACAAGUACAAAUUACUUGCAGAUCAUAUACUCAGCAGUAUCCAGUAGUCCAAACCUUCAUAAAAUCUAACCUCUUCUUUUUGGUAUCCAAGGUUACAAGCCAUGAAGAGGUAAUUUCCCAGAGUUUGUGUGAAGAAAAGACGAAGACAAAGGUUGUCAACUACCUGAGCAAGGUAAGGGUUACCAACAUACUGUGAUGAUAACCAGUCUUUGAUAAACCCAGGAGACGAAAGCCUGUGUUUUGUUGCAGACUGUGAAUGCACAAGAAGAUGUGGAGUCACGGCUGCAGAGGCUGAAGCUGCAGACUGCUGUUAUUGAGCAACACAAUGAGAGGCUGGAGAACAACAAGGAAGAAAACUCGUGUAACAAAGAAGUUACUCAAGCUGUUGUGGAUCCAGAAGUGAGUAUGAAGUCAAACUAAAGCUGUUAGAUAUUACUGUGUGAAGCAACACUGCAUGAGCAUGCAUCUUCAAAAAGCCUGAAUGGCAGCAGGGCGGUACAACACUACCCCCUAGUGUACAUGUGUGCCACAUAUAUUACAGCUAUGUUGAUUAAAAAAAUAUAUAAAAUAUGUGAUAGUGCAAAACAUAUUAGGCAAGAAAUAAACUGAUGAGGAAUUUAAAGUUAAAAAAAAAUCACAAUAUUUAUCAGAUCUAUAGUCAGUUACUCUGUACUUUACUUAGCAAUAACAAAAGCUCUGUAAAAAAGUAUAUUUAUUUAACAAAAUAGUAGUUUUUACAUCAUUUCCUUCUCAGCAAGUCAAAACUAUAUUUCUACAAGCCAGUGUCCCCCCACUCAGACAUAUUGUUUUGAUUAAAAGUUUAACCAACAGAUGUCAUUUUCCUUCUUCUCAGCCGUGUCCAAAGAGAGCUCGGCAGGAGACCAGUGCGGAGGAAGAGUACAGCCGCUACAUCCAGACAGCUGAGAGUGCUUUGAAAGCUCUUCAGGCUCUCAUUGAGGGUAAGGCAAAUAGUGCUGCACCACCUCCACAAUGGCUGGAGUCUCGACUGCAGGAGCUGCAGACCCUCAUUACCAGCUUCAGAACAUCCACAGAGCCGAGCUAGCUGCCAAACUUCUUUUUGUGGCUCAAGGUUUUUUACUUUACACUAAUGUUUUACAUCUAUUCAAGGGUGUGAAAGUCUUUUUUCUUGUUUGCUGCUGUUCAAACUUUUUUAUCUGUGGUCAGUCAUGAUUGUUAUUGUUUAUUAAAUUUGUUAAAAUAUAAUCUCUUGUCUUUAUUUAGAAGUGAAACCGA